Molecule: messenger RNA, 1283 nt
Organism: Cyprinus carpio (common carp)
Lineage: Eukaryota; Metazoa; Chordata; Actinopteri; Cypriniformes; Cyprinidae
Product: fasciculation and elongation protein zeta 2a
Cellular component (GO): axon; cytoplasm
Source: RefSeq, a predicted model, not a curated record
AUCUAAUGCAGUGACAUCCAGACAUUCUUUCCCUUUUCUUUAUACAGGAUCUGAAAGGCUCUCACAGAUAACUACGGCAGUGUCAUACUGGUGGACUGGAGUCAGUCUAGGCUUCGCUCGCUUCACCUCUCAGCGCUGAGCAUUGAGGACAGACCAGACUCGAGCCUAGUCCUGCCAGAGACAGCAUUCGGACCGCAGUAACUCUUCCUCUGUCUCAUCCGUCAGCGGAUGGAGAGUGUGAACCUGGACCUGUCUGAUGAUGAGGACCUGAGGGAGCAGAUGGACACGCACUCCAUCAUCGUGUCCUGCAUCAGCGAGGAACCGCUGCUCACUGCUGAACAGGUGAUUGAGGAGCUCCAGGAGAGCUGUAAUCAGAUCUCGCUCGUCUCUCAGAAGACCCAGAGGUCUCACAGCAGCCAGAUGGACGAGGAGCGAGCGAGGCUGAUGUCUGCGCUGGAGCUGAACGAUGAGCUGGAGGACGUGGAGACGGCCAGACGCAGGUAUUCAGAGGAGCUCAUCCAGCAGCUGGCCAUCAGAGAUGAGCUGGAGUUUGAGAAACAGCUCAUCGUGGUUCUCACAGACGUACAAAACCGGCAGAAGCUCCACCGAGAGAUGCUGAGAAAGAAGAGGAAAAUGUCUGGAUCAGAGAGGAGAAGAGAGGAAGAGAGGGGCGGGGGAGAGUGUUCCUGGAGGGAUUUCCUCAGAUGUGACCAUCAUGAUGUGUUUGACUUCAGCUGCAGGACUCUGCUCUUCUGUUCUGAGCUGUUGGACUGUAUUUUGCAUGGUUUGGCAGAUUGCAGUAUUUGUGUUUUUAGUGUUUGUGUGUUUAGUUUCAACGUAGUAAGCUUAUUUUUGUGAAUGUGCGAGACUAGCCGCUAUAGGUAAAUAAUAACAAAGUGCAGUAAACUAUUUGCACUACAAACCAGAGUUUUUAUGACUACGAUACUAAAUUAAAAUAAUAUAACAAAUACCAGUUUGAAAUAUCAAGCAGCAUUACAGACUGUUUUUAACGGCUAAAAUAGUAUGAAAGCCUCGCACUUUCAGGUUACAGAUGGCGUUUUUGGUUCUUAUCAUAUAUAUAUAUCAUAUAUCAUAUGUAGUGAUUUAUUUAAAUCAUCAUUAAAUUUGAUUUCAGUCAAUUUAAAUUUUUAUAUAAAUGUGUAUAUAAAUUCCCCACUGAAUUUUACAGAUUAUGAUGCUGUCAGUUUUAAUAAUUUGACUUGUUGUUGGGAUUAUGCAGUUCAUGGUAAUAUUAUUAAUUCAAUUAAGUGAUUGAUUUUAAG